Molecule: messenger RNA, 1844 nt
Organism: Mercenaria mercenaria
Lineage: Eukaryota; Metazoa; Mollusca; Bivalvia; Venerida; Veneridae
Exons: 3
Coding region: 308-1405 (365 amino acids)
Molecular function (GO): sulfotransferase activity
Source: RefSeq, a predicted model, not a curated record
UGUAACGGACAAAGUUAAACGCUGUUUAAAUAUCUACUAGAAAAUCAAACUGAUAAAAACAUAAAACUGUAAAUGUAUUGACCUAAACAUGCUAACAGAAAAUAAUCCGUACUAAAAUGGAAUAAACUUUCGAUUGUACUGUAAAUAAUUAUCGAUACAGAGAAUUAUAUAUUAUAUUGCUUCAAAGAAUUAAGAACUAAGAUGACUGAAAACUAGUUUACAGUGCGCAUUUCUUCAUUUAUGUUUUAACACGGGUUUGUGUUGGACUAAGACUACUCUAGUGUUUCAAAGAGAACUAAUUAGCGGAAUGUUUGCGAGACUUAAAAACUUGUACAUAGGGUGUUUUUCUUUAUUUUUGAUAUUUAGUGUUUUAAUAUGUUUACGCACAAAUCCUUUUGGAAACAGCGAGGUGCAUUUUGGACCAGCAGUAUGGUUUAGGCCUAUUUUUUAUCCAAAUUUAGACGGUACGCAACAGCCUUCAAGUAAUUUUAGCAAAACAGAAAAGGGUCCGACUACAAAAAUAGUGAAAGAGCAGAAGCUGUCUACAACGGGGAGCCAACGAUUAAAUGAUACGGAACACAAAAUUGUUCAAGGUACAAGAAAAAAAUAUUAUCCUAAAGUUCAUGUCACGAAUGUUGUUGGCAGACUAGGUAAUGCCAGUUUGAACGGAUCUGUAAACUGUAGCAAGAAGAAAGUGAGUUUAUCUCAAACAGUGCUACCUAUAACUGGGCUAGUCAGCUUUCCAGGAUCUGGAAAUACGUGGACUCGGCACCUCAUACAGCAGAUGACAGGACUUGGAACAUCCAGUGUGUAUUGUGACGGAGGAUUGAGAGCGCGGGGUUUCCCGUAUGAAUGUGAUCGUGACAGGGCUAGGACUGUGGUGGUGAAGACGCAUGAAGCAAGACAUUUUAACCUAUUCAAAAAGAUAGUGCUGCUUGUAAGGAAUCCGUACGAUGCCCUAUUGUCGUAUGCAAAGUUUGCAAAGGCUGGACACACAGGCCAUCCAUCAAAACAAGUCUUGAUUCAAGCCAGCACCAAAAUGUUCGAGCACUCUCUGAAAUGGUAUGUUAACCUGACCAGGAACACCAUAGGAAAGUUCAAAGGACCCGUACAUGUUGUACAGUACGAAAGACUUCAAAGUGAUAUGGCACGUGAGCUGAGAAAACUUGCCUCAUUCUUUAAUCUAAGUGUCUCUGAUAAGGAUAUAGAUUGUACAGUUAAACUUCAGGAGGGUAAUUUUCAUCGUAAAACAAGCGAAGCAAAUCAUAUACAACUUCUACAUACUGUUUACACGAAGAAAAAACUUUUACGCCUACAAGAGGCGGCACGGUAUUCAGAGAAACUUUUAAAAGAUGCAUAUAAUGUAGAUAUUGACUUAGGUGGUACAACUGAAAAAAUGCUGUAACACAGUUUCAGACUUCCUAAUGCAUAUGUAAAACAAUGGUUAAUAUACGUUAUCAAACAAAGUUGUGUGCCAUGGGAACUCAGUGCCAUUACAAUCGUUAUUUUCACCACGGAGGUAACGUACUUGCACAUUCAAAUGCAUUGAAAGGUAAAGUGGACUUGCUGCCAUUGAAAGCCUUACUUUCACCAUGAAGGUAACACGCUUUCGUAACGAAGGGAGAUUUCACAUUGACAAAACAGUGAAACACAUCUAUUUAUGUACGUUAUGUACAAUCAUACAAAUAGAUUUAACGUUCAACACAAUGUAGAUCAUAUGGCAACUUAACCAGCUUUUGAUGGCGGAGGAAUACCUCAGUGUCCCCUCUAGGCAAUGUUUAGGCAUGGGCGGGCAUCUGGGUAGAAACACCGACAUUCCGUAAGAAUGUUGGUGGAAAACUCGG